CCCACCGCCGGAAGUGACGGCGGCGGCGCCGCACGUGGCCGACGGGGGCGGACAUGGCGCUCUACAGCGCGGCUGCCGCCGUCCUGGAAGGGCUGGAGCGCGGCGAUGGCGGCAUCAAGACUCUGGUGUACAACAGCCGCUUCCCGCAUGUCCGGCAGCUGUACGCCCUCGUGGCCGAGACCCUCCGCUACUCCCCGGUGCUGGAGAAGCUGCUGGCCGGCGCCGCGCUGCUGCAGGCCGAGAAGAAGCUGCCGCCGCAGCUGGCGAAGGUGCUGGUGUACGACCUGCUCUUUGGCAAGGGCCUGAAGUGCGGGGGCCGCUGGAAGGCGCUGGCGCGGCGGCACCGGCCUCGGCUGGAGGCAGAGCUGGCCCGCCUGAAGGUGCAGCAGAAGGUGAGCCGCAACGAGGACCUCCUGGCCCCGACGCAGGCAGCAAGCCCCGGCGCCUCCCAGGUACCGCGCUACAUCCGAGUCAACACCCUGAAGACUUGUGUAGAUGAUGUGAUUGACUUUUUCAAGCGCCAGGGAUAUUCCUACCUGGGCAAGGCAGCCAGUGUGGAGGAACUGAGGGCCCUCUCUGGGAAGAAGUUCUUGUCGGAUCUUCAUCUCCCGGAGCUGCUGGCUUUCCCUCCGCAGAUGGACUUCCAUGACAACCUGCUGUAUACUUCAGGACACAUAAUCCUGCAGGACAAGGCCAGCUGCCUCCCUGCCUUCCUCCUCAGCCCUGCUGCUGGCUCCCAUGUCAUCGAUGCCUGCGCUGCCCCUGGGAACAAGACCAGCCACCUGGCUGCCAUCUUGCAGAACAAGGGCCAGAUCUUCGCCUUUGAUGUGGACACCAAGCGCCUGGCCACCAUGAACACCAUGCUGAUGCGGGCUGGAGUCACCAGCUUCCAGCUGGCCCAGCAGGACUUCCUGACCGUGAAUCCCAAAGACCCCAAGUACAGCAAAGUGACCUACAUGCUCCUCGACCCAUCCUGCAGCGGCUCAGGGAUGGUGAGCCGGGUUCCGAGGGAGGAGGCUGCCCCGAGCGCCGAGCGGCUGCAGGCGCUGGCCGGCUUCCAGCGCAAGAUCCUGAGCCAUGCCCUGAGCUUCCCAGCUCUCCAGCGCCUGGUCUAUUCCACCUGUUCGCUACACCGGGAGGAAAAUGAGGAUGUAGUGCAUGCUGUGCUGCAGGAGCAGGGCUCAUCCUUCAGGCUGGUGAAUGCCUUCCCCUCCUGGCCCUGCCGAGGACUCGCUGCCUUCCCUGGGGCAGAGAGCUGCCUCCGAGCCUCUCCUGCAGACACGCUCACCCAUGGCUUCUUCGUGGCUGUCCUGGAGCGGCACGAGGAAGCGCCUGCAGCCCCCAGCUCCCUACCUGUGGCAGCUGAGGACAACCUGCAGCACAGAGAAAGAUUGGAGCCAGGAGCAGCCCCCAAGAGCAGGAAGAGGAAAAAGCAGCGCAUUAAGGAGUGAAAUAACAUUUUUUGGGACUGCAUGGUGCCCAACUGGACUGGCAGGGAAUGCGCCUUCCUGGCCACUGCUGCCUGAAGAGCAGCGGGGCUGCUGAACACAAGUAAAGCUUUGUGCCAGCUGCA
Phalacrocorax carbo (great cormorant) is the source of this 1573-nucleotide messenger RNA. The record is from RefSeq and is a predicted model, not a curated record. Lineage: Eukaryota; Metazoa; Chordata; Aves; Suliformes; Phalacrocoracidae.